CACUACACUCUGGGCCAGGCCAUCUAGCCAGUUCUUAACCUGGUGAUAUGAGUGAGAGGAAAGGAUCUGGUAUCGUCUAUCAGGUGUAUGUUGAGAGCAUUGCAGCGAUGAGUGGAAUUUUAAAGAGGAAGUUUGAAGAAGUUGGUGGCACCUCACCCUGUUCCUGUGUGUGGGAAUCAGAUGAUGACAUGUCUAGCAGUGAAAGUGCUGACAGUGGAAGUAAUGUCCAUCCAUCCACUUCUAAUCAUUUUACUCGUGCGUGUGACAGCAUUGCAGCGAUGAGUGGAAUUUUAAAGAGGAAGUUUGAAGAAGUUGAUGGCUCCUCACCUUGUUCCUCUGUGCGGGAAUCAGAUGAUGACAUUUCUAGCAGUGAAAGUGCUGACAGUGGUGAUAGUGUCAAUCCAUCCACUUCUAAUCAUUUUACCCCGUCUUCAAUCCUGAAGAGAGAGAAGCGGAAGAGAACAAAAAAUGUCCAUUUUAACUGUGUUACUGUGUAUUACUUCACGAGAAGGCAAGGCUUCACCAGUGUUCCCAGCCAAGGGGGAAGCACACUGGGAAUGUCCACUCGCCACAACAGUGUGCGCCAGUACACACUGGGAGAGUUUGCGAUGGAACAGGAGAGGCUUCACCGGGAGAUGUUGAGAGAGCACCUGAGGGAGGAAAAACUCAAUUCUCUAAAGUUAAAGAUGACAAAGAAUGGGACGGUGGAAUCCGAAGAAGCCAAUACGCUGACGCUGGAUGACAUUUCUGAUGACGACAUUGAUCUGGACAACACUGAGGUAGAUGAGUACUUCUUUCUCCAGCCUCUGCCGACAAAGAAGCGCAGGGCGCUGCUGCGAGCGUCUGGGGUGAAGAAGAUUGACGUGGAAGAGAAACACGAGCUGCGAGCCAUCCGCCUGUCCAGAGAGGAUUGUGGCUGUGACUGCCGUGUCUUCUGUGACCCAGAAACCUGCACUUGCAGUCUGGCAGGCAUAAAAUGUCAGGUGGAUCGUAUGUCUUUCCCAUGCGGUUGCACUAAGGAAGGGUGUAGCAAUACCGCAGGUAGAAUCGAAUUUAACCCUAUCCGUGUACGGACUCACUUUUUGCACACAAUAAUGAAACUUGAAUUGGAGAAAAAUAGAGAGCAGCAAGUUCCAGCACUUAAUGGCUGCCACACUGAGAUAAGUGCACACACUAGUUCUAUGAGUCCAGGACCCCACCCGGUUGAAUAUUCAAUUGCAGAAAAUUUUGAGAUUGAAACUGAACCUCCGGCUGCAGUUAUGCAUUCCCAGUCAGCCGAGGACUUGGACUGCCCAGGGGAAGAGGAGGAAGAGGAAGAUGGGAGUAGCUUUUGUAGCGGAGUUACAGAUUCUAGCACACAGAGUUUAGCCCCUAGUGAAUCAGAUGAUGAUGAAGAGGAAGAGGAAGAUGAGGAGGAAGAUGAGGAGGAAGAAAAAGCAGAUGAUUUUGUAGAAAGCAUGGGCUCCCAUGCUGAUAUGGUGCCUCUUCCUUCUGUCCUUUGCUACUCUGAUGGAACUGCUGUGCAUGAAAACCACUCUAAAAAUGCCUCAUACUAUACUAACUCUUCAACUCUGUAUUACCAAAUAGAGAACCACGUUGCUGGCACUGCUAACCAGAUCGGUGAGACUUACUCAGAAAGGGAUGCUGUCAAGAACGGUAGUCUUUCUCUGGUGCCUUACAACAUGACUUCUGAACAGUUUGUUGACUACACACGGCAAUCAGAGGAAACUUUUAGCAGCCCUCAUUACCCUUCUGCAAACCCCUCAGUGAUUGUUUGCUGCUCAUCUUCUGAAGGGGAUGGCAGUGCUCCAUGUAACAGUUUAUACACUGAGCAUAGGCCAAGUCACCCGCAAGUGGAAUUUCACUCCUACUUGAAAGGUCCUUCUCCAGAUGGCUUUGUGUCAGCUUUGAACGGCGACAGCCACGUGCAAGAGCACCCUGCUGAGAAUUCACUAAACCUCCCAGAAAAGAGCAGACUGCACGAGGAGUGCAUCAAAUCUCCAGUGGUAGAAACAGUACCUGUUUAAUAUUAAAAUUAUUCUAGGACUGACUUCCUGUAUUAAAAUUCACUCCCAUCGGACUUUCCUAGAAUCUUACUUUUUUAAGAGGUAGACAACACUUGGACUGUAAUCAAUGUUCCAGACACAUUGUGUUUUCUCAAGCUACACUGGCAGUGGUAUUGCACAAAAACAGUUCACAUAAAGAUUUAAAUAAUCAAACCUUUUUUUGAUAAAAAUAAAACAAGUAAGUAAAAAAACACAGCCAACCUAUUUCAAAGUAGCCUACCUAUGGACAUGUGUGAAACCUGCCAAGCUAUCUGAAUCAAAGCUUUGUGUUUUUGACUGUCGGGCCUGUGCAAAAAUGUUAAAAAUGAUACUUUGAAAUAAUCAUGUUUAGAGUCCUAAUUUUCAACUUAUCUGAAAAGAUGGUAAGUUUAACGUAAAAGUAACUACUGUACAAAAAAAGUUUUAAUUGUUCUGUACUGUAUGUAUUUUAUUUAUGGUAGUUUACAAUUCAUGUUUUGAAAAAAAUGAACAGCAUGUUCAUUUAAGCAGAAAAUCCAUAGCUAGUUACAAAGAGCAUAUCCACUUUUCAUCUGGAGUACCUUGUAUUCUUUUUUUUUUUUAAUACCGUUUCUGGUACAUUGUCUUGAAACACAUUUUUUAGAGUGUGCUGUUUUCUCUUUUACUGUUCUUGACAAACAGAAUAGUCAGAAAGGGGGCAUUUACAUCUUCUAGAAAGGUAGACAAUCCUCCAUUAAAACUAAAAUCAGUGGCAUUCCAGAACUAGUACCCUCACCCCAAAGAAAAAAGAUCUUGUAUAUAAUGGCAAAGCAGUAGCUUAAGUUUGCACAGCACCUUUUAGCCCAACAACCAUUCAGAUACUUUGCACUUUAGUGCUGUUUUGCAGGACUGUAUUAACUGCGGGAACUGUGAACCACUCUGGAGAAAUGCCAUAGCCCCACUCUCUGAGGCGUUUCUAAGAUCUUAAAAUUCAUUGUAACAAAACCUGGACGUUUUUCCCAAGCCAGUUUAUGAAUAUGUCAGUAUGCAAUUUAUAAAAGCAGAGCCUUCUUGAUCAAAGCUUAAAUAAAGCAUGGGAAAAAAUGCAGAACUCUCUAGAUUGCCUAAACAUUUAACAGUUUUUAUGAAAUAUGAGACUGGCUUUUGUGGACUUCUGAUUGUACCUCAAAUGUAGCAUCGUUUGGUCUAAAUAGGAUUCAGUGAGGAAAAAAGCUUCAGAAAUUUUGUAGCUGCAAAAGUCUGCAAGCAAAAUAGCAUGUGUGUCAUAUGAAUAUCCAUUACCUUGUGAUCCAUUUGUUUUUAAAUGAAAUGGGAAUUAAAAGUACCUGAUGUAUAUCAACCUUUAAUUUAUUAACCAACCUUGCUCUUGUCUAGAAAAGGAGGCAUAGGAACCAGGUUUUUGCUGCACUGGAAAUUCUGCACUGCCUUAUUUUGAUUUCAAAAUCUAUUUUAGCAUUUUUAUUCUUCUAAUACUGAAAUUUUAUUUAUUCUACAUCAAGUAAUUGAAAUGUAGACCUGUCUUGUUUGUCAAAAUAAGAAUCAGCAUCUUAGUUUUAUCUGUGUCAAAUCUAGAUGGUUAACAGUGUGCAUGUAAACACAGUGUAAAUUUUAGCUCUGUAACAAUGACUCUUCUGGUUAGAAGCUCUUUAAAACACCACAUACAGUAUUCCAGUAGAAAAACUGCCAGGUGUAAAAUGGGCUUUUCAUUGAAAAAAAAAAAGCUAACUUAAUUGUUUUUAUAUGAAAUCUGGGCAAAACAAUUUCUCAUAUUUAUGCUAAGUUAGCAAAAUAUUUUUACUCCAUGUAGUAGCUGGAAAGGUUUUUUAUUUACUUGUUUCCACAAGAAGUCCUACACAGUUUAUAUGAACUGCAUUGAAAAGUCUAGUUCUCUAGGGACUGGAUUCCAAACUUGCAUCAUAUUCCACCUCCUGAGAAAGCACAUUUGUGUUCGUUAUCUGGCUCAGCAAUUCCAUAGCUGCUGUUCCUCCUGUAGUCACAGAACACUGCAGUCUCUUUCUCUAAGGUUGAGUAGCCAGGUAAACACCCGUAUUCUGCGACACAAAUACCCUUGAGUUUUAAAGAGAAACGUGCUGGUUCUUAAAGUUCUGCAUCUGAGAAUAAUAUUAUUCUGUUCAGGAUCUUCUAAGGGCAAAUGUAAUAAGUCUCUGUGUAUACAGGCAUCUUGCAUCAACGGCGAGUUAAAUUUGGCACUCUCACUUAACACCAGCACCAAAAGCACAAAUCUCUUCUGCUUGAGCUGGGACAGUAGAUCAGGAGCAACUCUUUACCCUCAGAGUGUGUUGGAGAACCACACACACUUUACUGGGGUGUUUAUCUCAGGGGAAAGUUAAAUGAAAUCUUUUGUUUUAUUAUUCACCCCCUUACUGAGCAAUAAGAAAUUAUUUUCCUGGCCCCUGUGCUUUCACCUGAAAAAUAUCUUUCAUUUUAUCAGCAAGCACAGUAAGUGAUUAACUUCACAAAAUAUAUGUCAUCCAGUUUUUAAAUACUGAGGUGGUGGUUAUUUACUAUUUCCAUUCGCACAGGCUUCAGAUCCCAGUCCUGGUUAAUAUCAGCACCUGUGUAAACUUUGGAGUACUGAGAUGCGUGUGUUCCAUGCCAUUGCGGCAUCAGGGGUGAAUGCAGCCAAAUUCUCUCAAGCCUGCAGCACAGGAUAACAAGCAGUCACAUCUUGGAAGAGAUGUAUUUUUUAAAAAUAGGCUAAACCUGUUGCCCAGCCAAUUCCAUGCCAGCAAAUAACAAAGCUAAGGCCUUAUCUAGCAUGUGUAAGUUAACUAGAGUGACAAAAAAAAUAGUUGCAGCCCUGACCAAACAGGAAGGUUAAUUUAACUGACAGGUGGGCUAAUUUACCUGAAAUCUAGAGUAGGAUGUAGAAAUCAGGUGAGAGUCAGGUUUCCCACCACUUGAUUAGACUUGGAUGUUUUGUUUAGAACAAAAAACAUACUCUUCAUUUAAGGAAAAACAAGCUUAAAUAAAUCAUAGUAUGGAAAAUAUUUUAAUGUUAUUUUCUGGGCUAGUAUAUAAUAAUGCAUGCUGUGUCCCAUUUCUCAACUGGCUAAUAGUCUUUUUGAUAACCAGUCCUUUCAUUUUGGGUAGGCUGUUUCUGUGUGAUAAAAGUAUUAUAUUACUAAAUGAUAACCAGCAGUAUUUGCUUCUGUCAACACAGUGUAUCAUUUGAGGAAAUGUUUACUUUACUGAUAGUUGUAUCAGCUUUAUUUUGCAAGAUAUCUGACUAGUGAUAAACACUCCUAAGGAACCAGGUAAUCAUUUAUGAUUAUAUUGCAUAGUUCAGGAAAAUUAAUCAUAACAUAAGCAUUUCCCUCUGUUAAAAUAAACCAGAAUUUUCAUACAGAAGAUCACUGAAACAGCACCUAAAACCAGAUGCCUUUUUGCCUAUAAGGUGAACUUCACCUUUCUUGGAAAAAAAUACAUUGUUAAAUAUAUGCAAAGCUUUAACUGAUGUUAGACAUGAAAUUAGAACUUUUCUGCACAAUUAAUUACAGCAAUUGCAAUUGCUGCAAUUCUCAUGCCCACUGGAACAUCCUUAAAAAGUUAAAAGCUGGUCAGUAAAACUUUCUACUAUCCUUUAUGGAGUUGUCUGCAAUUUAGAUCAGAAAGUUCUAGAUUUGUAAAGUUUUACUACUUUUCAUUUCCACAAGCUCCUGCUAAUGAAUCAUAGUUGGAGUUGACAUUAAUUUAUUUUAAGUCCAUCGUACACGGCCAUAGAUACAGUUCAGCCUGAUCAGUGCUCUGGUAACAGAGCGAUCCUGUCUUUUGUGGACGUGCUGCAGAAAUCCUAUGUAGUGUUGGUGGUGCUGUUACUGAUUGCUGACUGAUCCAGAGCCAGUUUCAAACCGUACCUGCGUGUUUUAUGUCAGUAAAUGUGAUAACAUGUUGCUUUCCCUGCCUCACAGGGAGUAUCUUCACAAACACAGCUAGUUUUUUUAAAGAUUGUAUACAUAUAUUUGUAUGCAAAACAGAACAUAUAUUAUGUUUUUUAAUAUUUCAGGUGUUCCUGACUCUGAUAGAAAUGUGAUAUACUAGAUAGAGAGGACUGGGCUCAGAGAGACGAGACCUGUGUUCUGUUGCCUUUGCCUUUGUUGUGUCACUUGCAUCCUCUGUGCUCUGGUUUGUAAUGUACUUGGAGAUACUGUGAUAAAACAUAAUUCUUUAAAACAGGCAAAAUACCGUUUUAUUCCUCUUUUUUUUGGUAUCAUAACUGAAUUUUUGUACUGCAGACUACACCACUUUCCAAAUAAAGCCCAGUCCAGAAGUGAACAGAAAUUUUUCACUUAUGUGAAGCACAGCUAAAGCAAGCUCUCCUUUCCUUAGACUGGAGUAAUGAGCAGAAGUUUAACAGUAAAUUGCACAGUGAAAAAUUAGAAUAAAAGCUGUGUUGCAUAUACAACAUUUACCUGUCAAGUGCUUAACAUUUGAGCAGCAAGAUUGUAGUUUGCCUGCAACACCAUACUUGGAAGCAGCAGGCAGUCUUACUCCCUUGUGCAGUGUCUUCUUUUGCUGGCUGAAUUCUGUCCCUUGGAACUCCUUGCCUGGACUGCUCCUGUAGCAAAGCAGCUGCCCUUACUCAAAGGUAAAGCAAGAGAGACCCAUUAUAUCCUUUUAAAAGGCAUUUGCUAAAUAAGGAUCUCCACUGUUACAGCUCAUGAGUUGUAUAAACUCAUGUUCAUUGUGCCAGUUGUUUUAUUUCCUGAAACAGUCAGGAACAGGGACGGAAGAGGAUGAUAUGGAAAAUCCUCAAGUGUUCCUGCUGAGACUGAAGAGUAAUUCUAUCAUCUACUUUAUUAUGGUUGCAGAACAUUUGAUAUAAAAUACUUUGAAAAACUAGAAGUAACUCAGAGAAUAUAUUCUAUAGAAUUUAUUUCUAAAAUAUUAAAUCUGAUUACUAUUUUUUUAAAAUGGUAGAAAACUUAUUUUCAAAACAGACUUACGUGUUCUGUGGUAUGAGAAAUCUCAGCAUUUGCCUUUUCAGUGUUUCCAGGUUUUUCUAAUAUUCUUAAUUUUGCUAUUCUCUGUAAUCAUUGUCCACGUGCAAAUUAUUAAUUGUCCAUUUUCUCCAAGAAAUGUCAAAUCCAAAGCGCAAACAUUGUGAAGUGUUCUUCACAACUUUUUCCUUUUCACUGUCUCUUCCUGUUCCUAAAUCCAAGGCAGCUUCUAAUGUUGUUGCUAAUAAAUGUGCCAGAGUAUUGUUUCCACUUAAGGAGGAAAGUUAUAACAACCUUGAGGAUUUUUCUGUUACUCUAAUGGCUGAUACCAAGAAUUUUACUUUUAAUAUGGAACAUCCAAUUCAUGAAACAUGUUGUGCAGCAUAAGUGUUCUUUUUUAAUGCCUUCCUUCCUAUCAGUGUUUGGGAGGUCUGUACAGUAAGACUUUUCAUUACAGUUGAGCAAAAGGGCAACUCCCGUGUCCUCUGUGCUGUGAAUUAGAUCUUGAAAAGCCAGGUUGGAUGGGGCUUUCAACAACUGGACCUAGAGGCAUCUCUGCCCAUGGCAGGGGGGUUGGCAUUAGAAGAUCUUUAAGGUCCAUUCCAGAGGAGGCCAUUCUGUGAUUCUGUGAGUUAAAAUGUGUGUUGCUCUGGUGCUGUGCAGUCUUUGUGGUUGGAGGACACCCAGAACUCAGGAGGUCCCACUGCCUGGAGAACCACAUUCCUGAUGCUCUGUACUGCAGCUUCUCAACUGAGAGGAUGAUAGUCUUCAUCCAAGGCUGGGGGUGGGACAAGAAAGUUAAAGGGCAAACUUUGUCCUUUAUUUACUCAGUUAUCUUAAUUUGGAUCUUAGGAAUGACACUUCUGUUUCAUGAAUGAAUGUCCAGUAGAACCAAGUUGAAGUUUGCCUCUCAUGUGCAUUCUUCUCUAACUGAUCACUUUUCCAAUAAACCAUGAAGAUGGGAUUGACUUUUCAUGAUAGACAGGAAAGUGGAGGAGGAUUCAAAUGCACAUCAUUGUUCUAACACAAGAAUCAAGGUACUCCUUGCUCUUGAAGCACUAGAGUGAGGGGAGGAUAGAAAGAACAAUUUAGAGGAAAAGAAGAUGAAGGUAAGAGGCAGAUUGAUGAAGAUUAUCUUUUUUCUAAAGGGCAAACCAAAACAUUACAUAUUAAAAAAAAAGGAAGGAAAAUGGGAAAUUAAGAUCUCUCCAGAACAAGGAUGGAAAAGUGUAUGGAUGUUUAACUACAAGCUUGCCCAUGUUAGAUGAUAAUAUUGAUUCUGUUACUUAAUAUACUUUAAACCAAACGAACUCAGUGCAAACAAGAAAUGCCAUUUUUCCAGACCAGUUACAUACAGGUGGCCAUUAAAUAAAAGACUUAUCCAAAUGCAUGGGGUAAAAACUAAAAGCAAAGCCACACUUAGAAGCACUGCUACCCUGUCCUUUCUUUGCCUAUGGCAAUUACAAAGUCAUUUUCAGUAUCAUUUCUGUUAACUCUGCUCCCAAGCACAUAUUCUCAUAUAACCAGUUUCUCAGAUAACAAGAGACGUUAAAAGCAAAGACAAAAUAGGUGUCCUUUUUAUUAGCAUUUUAGUUUGGGAUUUUCAAAUGAGACUUAGUACACAUUAUAGCAGAUAAUUAUUUUAGGUUUCUCCAUCUGGAACUUUUAAAGUACGUUCCUGAAGUUUUGGGUUUUGCUGGGGUACCAGGGGAUCAGUACAGAUACAGAUUAAGCACCAGUUCUCAGCUUCUUGAAAAGAUCAUCCUGUGCACUGGCAGCUGGUUCUCUUAAAACCCAAAGCAAACAUGCUGGUUUUUUCCCAGCCAUUUCACACAAGUACCAUCAACUACUCAUGUAAACAGUGCUUAACAACUGGGCCCUUCUUUUAAUUGACUGACUGUAGGUGCUUCUAUGGAAAUACGUCUGAAGUGUAGUUUGUGAAACAUGUUAAAAAAUUGUUUGAUGUAAAAUAAGCACUAGACAUUUAACAGUGCAAAAAUAGUCAAAAUCUGUAGAUUACAAAUCCAUUCCUGAGAGCCUCAGCCUGUAAUAUUGUCUUAGUAAAGUUGAUCUUUUAAGUUAAAUUGCAUUCUGAUGUAAUUACCUUUUACAAAUAAAAUUAUUAAUACAAAUGUACUGGUUAAUACCUGUUAACAUAAAACAUGGCUAAUUGGUUAUUUUGAUUUGUUUCCAUCUAUAGCAAAUAGAAAAUUUGUAAAAAAAACCCCAACCAAACAAAACCCAACACUUAUUACCUUUUAUACGUUUAAAGUAUUUUCACUGUUUUAACAAAUACAGACUAUGUAACAUUUACACUGUCGAGUCCAACCCUGUCUUUCAGGAGGUUCAUUUCUCUGUGUGUAUAUAUAUAUAUAUAUAUAUUUCCCCAUAAGAAUAUAAGAUUGCUUUUGAAAUUUUUGUUGGCAAGUGGUAAAUAAUACACCGCAGCAUAGAUUCAAAAGCACUUAAUCUGAUGGUCUUUCAGACAGGUAAUCCACUCAAAUGGGACUAGUAAAACUGUGGUGUAAUUGCAGCCAUUUCUUUAAACUUUGUACAUUACUUCUAACUUUACUAAUUUCUGAGAAAAAUAAUUAUGUUAAGUACUUAACAUUUUCCAUUACAGAUUAUCUUGUAUACUAAAAUAAUGGAGAUCUCAACAGUAAAGCAAGAUAUUUAAUUGGACUGCUGCUUUUAAACUGUUUGAAGAAGCGAAGGGAAAGAAAGUUCAUCUUAAAAUCUGUACAUGGAAAUAAUUUUAAGCUUCAUGAACUACACAUUUCCUUAAUUUCCUUUUUUUAAACAAGUUGUAACAUCAAAGAUGCCAAAGGGUAAUAUAAGCUACAAUAAUAUUCAACAGAACUUAACCUAGACCUUACGUUGUAAUAAUUUAUUCAAAUUAACUGUAUUCUUCUGUAUUUAUAUUUUCGGUAUUUAUUAUGAAUGAUAUGGAAUUUGAUGUAUUUAUUGUGGCUUAUUACUGCAGUGUAUAUAUUACAAAAAUGAGCAUUUUUAAGUCUUAACAUUAGUUUUUUUUGUUAAUUAGUGGCACUUGUAUCAGCUGUAUUUUUAUUAUAUAUUGUACAAUAUAUAUUGUCCAUUUGUUUGCAAUGAAGUAAAACAGGUUUCUACGUUA
Molecule: messenger RNA, 10118 nt
Organism: Chiroxiphia lanceolata (lance-tailed manakin)
Lineage: Eukaryota; Metazoa; Chordata; Aves; Passeriformes; Pipridae
Gene: CSRNP3
Product: cysteine and serine rich nuclear protein 3
Exons: 6
Coding region: 48-2027 (659 amino acids)
Biological process (GO): regulation of transcription by RNA polymerase II
Cellular component (GO): nucleus
Molecular function (GO): sequence-specific DNA binding; DNA-binding transcription factor activity, RNA polymerase II-specific
Source: RefSeq, a predicted model, not a curated record